ACACACUCUCUCUCUCAUUUCCCUCAUUCCUUCCCCAACAUCUUGCACGACUGCACGCCCGGGCAGACGUAUCCCGCCACCGGGACUGCGUUGUCAAGGUGGAAAGGUUUCUUUCUACUGAAGAAAAAGCCUCAGAUUAUGGAACUCCUGAUGAUGGCAACACACCUGAUUACCGACCUACUAAUGCCUGUAUAAGAAAGAGUGAGACAAAGUUGCAGUAAAACCAUACCACGGCCACGUUGCUCAUGCAAACAAACAUGCACUACCAACUAGGGCACAAGCUGGUGUAGGAUGAAGUGGGACUAUCUCUUCCCUAAAAUAUUUCAGAGGUGAAUGAUCUACUAGCUUGGGACAAAGAUGAACGAAGCAGGACCAGAUUUUAUUGGCUACUACAAGCAAAGAAUUCAGGAUCUGUUUGUGCCGAAUGAACCCUCACUUCUCCUUCCUUCUGGACAUUGCCAGCCACGUGCUGAAAUUUCUCCUGGUGCAGUUGAAUUCAGUGACGUUGAAGGAUAUGUUAAUCAAAGUGUGGAAACUGAUGCUGAUUAUGACUCUGAUGUGUUGUCUUCUGAAUUGGGAGAAAACUUGUCUGAUUUUGAUAAGGAGAUGUUAAAGACAGUUCUUCAAGAAUGUGUCUUUGUCUUGAACAAAGAAGUGGAAGAGAUAGUGGAGAAUUUCGUUGAGUUGAUAUCGACCAGCCCAGAAUCGGACGAUAAUGCACCAGCAUCCCCUUUGCCUUUAGUGGAUAAUGAUAAUGAACCUGCUUAUAAAAAGGGCAGGGCUAUGCCACUGGCUGAUAACAUAUCAGUCAAGACAUCUGGUCAACAAUCACCCCAACAGUCUGAAGAAGCAACCAAAAGCCAGUCUGUCAAAUUCUCUGCAAAGCUGAAACAUAUGGAGCUGCAGCUUGAUGAGUUCCUUGAUGUUUUGGUAUCUAAAAGCAGGUCAAUGACACAUGUUGAGAAGGUAAAACUUAGGGGGCUCAUUGAAGAGCUGCCAGCGGAAGCUCUUGACCGUGUAGUUGAAAUCUUAGGCAAAAGAAAUCCGUCAGCCAGUAAAUGUAAUGAGAAGAUCCACAUUGAACUAGAUGGCGAGGAUCAUGUUACACUUUGGAGAUUAUACUAUUAUGCACGUGCAGUAUCAGUCGCCAGCAAAAUGUAGAUAUUUCAUGAUGCUUAGUCAGCUCGUAACCGUUUGCCAUCUUUCACAUGUAUAUGUUAAUUGUAGUUUUACCACGUCAAUCGUGUUUGUCUGUUUGUACAGUCCAAUAGAUCUGUUCUAACACUAACUUUUGCAUUCAUAUAUUUUAACAGAUCUUACAUCUUUACAGAAGA
This is a messenger RNA of Nymphaea colorata (pocket water lily), 1334 nucleotides long. RefSeq lists its product as uncharacterized. The transcript has 9 exons. The record is from RefSeq and is a predicted model, not a curated record. Lineage: Eukaryota; Viridiplantae; Streptophyta; Magnoliopsida; Nymphaeales; Nymphaeaceae. Bases 358 to 1161 code for a protein of 267 amino acids.